Aedes albopictus (Asian tiger mosquito) is the source of this 1735-nucleotide messenger RNA. RefSeq names its product neuralized-like protein 2. NCBI's taxonomy places the organism in Eukaryota, Metazoa, Arthropoda, Insecta, Diptera, Culicidae. The transcript is spliced from 2 exons. Gene Ontology annotation, molecular function: ubiquitin protein ligase activity. The record is from RefSeq and is a predicted model, not a curated record. Bases 394 to 1155 code for a protein of 253 amino acids. Gene Ontology annotation, biological process: intracellular signal transduction.
UUUGCAUUGUUUUUGUUGACGUUCUCAAAAGAAAAAAAUAUUCCAAGUCGCAAAAUCUGGAAGUUUUUCUAAAAUUUAUGUAAAAUUUUAGUAUAGAUCGAAUAAAUUUAAGCUAUCUGUGUUUCCCGGUUUUACAAACAGUGAAAGUUCGAUGUUAAUGACGUAUACCGAAUAGAAAAUAGAUUUGUCUCGGAAGAAAGUGCGUCGACUUUCUUGCUUCGGUUCUUGGUUUUCGGGUCAGGGACACGAUCAGCAAUAAGGCAGGAUUUUUUUUUUGCUGCGGGAGCGCAUCUGGAGCGGAACAACCAAUAUCGCGAGACGAGUGUGCUCCGAGUGAGAAAGGGAGGCUUCAUCAGUUAAACUGGCGUUCAGCUCGCUGCUGCCGCAGUAGUGAUGACCGUUGUCUACCCGAGAAAGAUGCUUGUGCGUUUCCAUCCCUACCAUGGCCAAAACAUCAUCCUGUUCAAUGAGAACACCGUUGCCUACCGGAAGGCCAGCUUCGGUAACGCCCUGACGUUCAGCGAGAAACCACUUCAGCCGGGCGAGAUAUUCCUGCUGGAGAUCGAGAAGAACGAACGCGGAUGGAGCGGCCAUAUGAGACUAGGGUUAACCCAAUUGGACAUCAGACCGGCUUCCACUCUUCAGUACGCCCUUCCGGACUUGGCCAAUCUAGGAUCCAGUUGGGUGUUCCCGAUAACCAGGACGGUGGGCAACUCAGCCCCAAAAAGUAGUAUCCUAGGCGAAGGGAUCAACGUAAGAACGUCCCGAGGAGUGUUUCCCCGUAAUUUGCUGAGGCCCAUGUCGCAGGAUGGCGGCGGCAGCGCAGAUAUACUCCCUACGGACACACAUUCCCGGAUUGGGAUCAUAUUUGUGCCCACGCCGAAUGAAGCGGACAAGGCCGAGAUGCAUUUCAUCAUCAACGGGGAGGAUCAGGGUCCGUGCACGCAGGACAUUCCAUACACCAAGGGGGCACUGCACGUGGUCAUCGACGUCUACGGCACAACCAAGCAGGUAAAAAUCAUCCAGCUGUAUGGAAUCUCGACGCUGCAGAGCGCCUGCCGGGAUGCCAUACUUUCCAGAGUAUCAAAGACGGCCAUCCGCCAGUUGCCGCUGCCGGAAAGUUUGAAGGAAUAUCUGCUUCAGUAUGCACCGUAGACGGAGGAAGUGCCAGGUAGGAUAGAGAUGCUUUUCAGGUGCUUUCCGGGAUAUUGAUUCGAAUCGAAAAUGAGUUUCGGGGGAAAAGGUCGAAAGGAUAGAAGGCUGCAUUAGGUCACAAAUGAUCGAAAUAUUACUUUUGAAGAAGGAACAGUGAUUUGAUUUUUAACUCCUAUCCUUUCGACGUUUUUUUUUCCAAUGGAUUAUCGAGACUGGGAUAUUAUUUCCACACACUUUAGUAACGUUACGGUAUUGUGAGCGGACCACCGGUCAUAAAGUGACUUUCGGUGGUCGAAUGGCAGCGGGUAUCAAGCCCAGGCAAAAAGGGGCAAAAUCUCUGUGUAUAAUCAUCGGUAAUAAUGUAUUUGAUUUGGAUUUAAGCUAUGUGAUAUAUCUUGAUUGAGCCUGCAGAGGGAUGGUUUUCAUUUCCUUUGUUCCUGAACCUAAUUGACAAACAAGUUUAUAACCUAGUACAGCACAGUGCGGAGAACUUUUUUCCCAAAAUGAUAUGUACGAAGAGGAGAGACUCCCUAUCGGUAGAAAUGUAAGAGAUAAUAUAUGUAAUAUGAAUAAGCAGUAA